AUGUCUCGAAAAGCAUUAAAGGUGGUGGUUGAAUUAAAGUUCAGAGCGGUUUCUUGUCCUGGGGUUCACCUGCCAUACAAAGAUGAUAUCUACCUCAGCAUGUGCUUCAUGGGCCAGUACCGUCAGUCUGAAUGUCUCCCUGCUGUCUUCCCUCUGCUGUUUCAUGAGAAGAUGACUUUUGAAAAGAUUUUCAGACAUGCAGUUGACCCUGGAGACAUCGCUGUAAUGCUCGAGUAUGAAACGGUCAGAAUUGAUCUGGUGCAGCUGGUCCCUCCUGCAGGCGACACUCUGGCCUACUUUGAGGAAGAUGCUCGACGGUUCUUAUUCCCAGAGCCCAAGCUGGUCCCUUCCUUCUCUGGAGUGGACCGAGAGGUUCUCAUGACCCGAGCACCUUACUUUCCAGGUAUCGCUCCGAGGUUGGAGUUCUCCACCAAAACCACCAUCAUUGAGUGCUCAGCUGAUGCCGAGAUCAACAUUUACCCCAAUGUAGCCAUGAGGCCAAUGAUAAAGAGGCGCACGAAGCGCUCCGGCAGACCCAGGACGUCCUCUCCUCAGAGGAAACAACCUCAAACCCUCGCAAGGAGACGAGGUUGCGGGGCGGACAGAGAAAGACAUGGCAUUUCCAGGUCGCUGUCUCACAUUCCCAGAUCCCAGUCACUGUCCCCUCGGAGGGCGGGGGACACGGAGCGUCUGGCCCGGCUCAGCCUGGACUCUGCAGCUCCCAUCUCAGCCGACAUGAACACAGUCAGCACCUCCCAGCCUAUGCUGGCUUCCUGGCCUGGAGCCAGUCGGUCCGACUCACCCCACAGGUCGGCUGUGUUUACCAGCUCCUCUUCACCUUUGGUCAGGUCUUCAUCCACAGUGAGAUUCUCUCCAACUGACAGGAGAAAAUCUUUAUCCAACGGUUUGGUUGGAGGUAUGUCUGAGGACGACUCCAGCUCUUCAGAAACUCACGACUCUCUUGAUCACCAUCGUGGUCCUGACCCAUCAGCACUGUGGCGGUCUUACGAAGAACAAGUCAGACACAGCAGGUCUCCAUCCAGUUCUCACAGAGAAUGGGAGGAAGUCCAUGAGCGUGUUCGAGGACUCCUCACGACGCCCAAAGCUGUACGCCGACUUCUAUAUGGUGCUACAGUCACUGAGGUUGACAGGGUUUUGGCGAGACGGUCCAUCUCUCCAGGUCCACCAUGA
Toxotes jaculatrix (banded archerfish) is the source of this 1191-nucleotide messenger RNA. It is a transcript of the gene spata6l, whose product is annotated as spermatogenesis associated 6-like. The coding region runs from base 1 to 1191 and encodes 396 amino acids. Gene Ontology annotation, biological process: spermatogenesis. The record is from RefSeq and is a predicted model, not a curated record. The transcript is spliced from 12 exons. NCBI's taxonomy places the organism in Eukaryota, Metazoa, Chordata, Actinopteri, Toxotidae. Gene Ontology annotation, molecular function: myosin light chain binding.